AUAUUUUAAUUACAGAACUCUAAAGCGUAAAUGACCGGUAUCAGAAGUAUCGAAGUAUCAAUUUCCGUAUCGACCCACACAUCACUUGGCAUUUGGCACAGUGUAGCCAAGUGAUUUCGGCCCAGCGCAACACCACCCUGUCCGACAAUGAGGCUUCUCUCGACUUCAAACUUCCAUUACACUGUACUUUCAGCUUGAGGUUCCAUUGUCAUUGUUCGCCUCCCCUCCCUCGCCGUCAAAAUGGACAUUGUUCUUUCGGCGAUCUUUUCUUCCGAAGAGGAAGAGCAGUACGUCUUGGACUGCAUGGCGUACUUGAUGUUAUUAAUGGCAGCUUGGACAUUUUUCUGUUUGCUGUCUACCAAUGUACCCUACGGCCGAUAUGCCAUGUAUGGACACGGAUUUCCAGUGAAUGCGAAGUUCGCUUGGUGCGUCCAGGAGCUGCCCGCGUUUCUGGUGCCCGUGGGUCUGCUAGUGUGGACUUCUGCUUCCAAAACAUCACUGCUCACUAAUAAAUUGAUCAUUGCUAUGUAUCUCUGCCACUACGCACAGAGAUCGCUUGUUUAUCCAUUGUUAAUUCGUGGAGGUAAACCAACACCGUUCAUGUCGUUUGCUUUGGCGACCCUUUUCUGCCUCUACAAUGGCUUCAUGCAGAUCAGAUACCUGAGCCACUAUGCCGAGUACCCUGCAGACUGGAUUACACGACCGUGCUUCAUCACAGGAUCUGCGCUGUGGUUCCUUGGUUUGCUGGUGAAUUUGCAUUCCGACCACAUUCUGAGGAACCUCAGGAAGCCUGGAGAGACUGGUUAUAAAAUCCCUAAAGGUGGAAUGUUUGAGUACGUGUCUGGUGCCAACUUUUUAGGGGAGAUAACCGAAUGGGUGGGCUUCGCUGUGGCGAGCCAAUCUGUACACAGCGCAGCCUUUGCCGUCUUCACCAUCGUGAUUCUCAGGAGCAGGGCUGUGGGUCACCACAAGUGGUACCUUGCUAAAUUUGAAGACUACCCAAAAACACGGAAGGCAUUAAUCCCAUUUUUGUAUUAGAAUAUACUGCCGUUUUUUUCCCUACAGGCAGGGUAUUUUUUAAUUCCAAAACUAUCCCAUAUACUUUUUAGGAGGAUUUUAAAAAAAACUAUAGGGCUGCACAAAAAAUGGGAAAAAUUCCAUCGGCAACACAAACAUGCAAACUAAUGUGGAAAUUGUUUUAGAAAACACAAAGUUCCUGCUCUCUCGCCCCUAUUUACCAUCUUGAAGGACAUUAUAUUCAUUCAUUUGUUGGGAAACGACUUUGUUAGCGCCACCUUCAGGACAUGAAUCAAUCUUCAGCGACAGCAACGUAGGGUUGUUUAGUUUUUUGGUUUGUUUUUAAUAUUUCAAGCGUUCCACUGCUGCACUUCCUUUGUUUGUUAUAGUUAUAGGUCACCACUGGUGGAGUUUUUUUUAGGGUUUUUUCUUAUUAUGCAUGAAUAUCUACUCAAUAUUUUUGAUAUACAGACUCCGAGUUUGAAGUGGAAGCAAAGCCAACAUGCUUUGCUCUAUAAAGAACCAUAAAGAAGAAUUGCAAAGCAGGCUUUUCAUAUUUUUGUAUCUCAAGAGUCAUCAGUUCUAUUUAACAACCACUUGACUGGAAUGGAUAAGUAAGGGACCUCCUGUUCAUUUUUUUUCCACCUCAUCCUCUCAAAUGCAGUACAUAAAAAGACAUAAAAUGUAACCGCACCUCCAGCCUGUAACUGUAGCAGGGCUGUCCUUGACAUUUGGACCUGCUUGGAGCAAGUAUGGCGCUCAAUCAUAACUCGGCUAUGUCUGAAAUGGCCGGUGUCGCCUGAACACAUCACUACUGUCAGGGUCUAAAGAGACCGGAUCCCUGGAUGAGACGACAGAAUAAGAAAUAUUCAUUUAUAUCAUGACUAGACUAUUUACAAUCAAAAGCCAUCAAACGUCCAACGCUAGGCUGUUUGUUCCUUUGUGUGUCGUCUGCAUGCCACAUUCUUGUGAAAUGCAAUAUUCAUAUUUCUACAGGAUUGAAUGGGAAAGCUACAGCUUUUGCUUGAUGAGGUUUUACACUGCAUGGGAACUAUCCAAACAAUUGUAUCUUCUAGCUGGCAUUCUUAUCUUGCAUCUUUAAAUGUAACAUUUUAACAUUCCUGUUAUACAUGUUUAAAGAGGAGGGGAGCACGGUAUAAUACAACUAAAAUAACAUUUGUCAUUUACGAGUGGUAAUGCGAUGGUUAGCGCGCAGACCUCACAGCUAGGAGACCCAAGUUCAAUCCCACCCUCGGCCAUCUCUGUGUGGAGUUUGCAUGUUCUCCCCGUGCAUGCGUGGGUUUUCCCCGGGUACUCCGGUUUCCUCCCACAUUCCAAAAACAUGCUAGGUUAAUUGGCAACUCCAAAUUGUCCAUAGGUAUGAAUGUGAGUGUGAAUGGUUGUUUGUCUAUAUGUGCCCUGUGAUUGGCUGGCGACCAGUCCAGGGUGUACCCCGCCUCUCGUCCGAAGACAGCUGGGAUAGGCUCCAGCACCCCCUGCGACCCUCGUGAGGAUAAGCGGUAGAAAAUGAAUGAUGAAUUGAAUGAAUAGUAUGAAUUUUUGUUAGUCCAACACAAGCUUGUUCAUACUCUCCUGGACUCGACAAGAGACUGAGCAUUUUUCUGCAUUUUUGUGUUAUUUCUUGACGGCAGUGGGAGAAAAUCAGUGUUUUAUACGUCUCAAUUAAGGAUGUACCAAGUCGAGCAAAGUCUGAAGUCCAUGGGCUUGAAAUGUUUGAGUCCUUACAAGUCAUAAGCAGCGUGUCCAAUGUCACAGUCUUUUAAAUCCAAUUGAUUGUGUUUUCCCAAUAAAAUAAGACAUGUGACAAUACUUGGUCACAGAAAAAGAUGUCUGGCACAACAUUCAGGAUUUAGUCUGUUAACAGAAAAUUCAGUGAGGCAGAUUCUGUUGGAAAAUAUACUGGAAAUGACAUUCAUGAUUGGUUAAAUACUUUGAAUGGACACAUUUUAUUAACAUCACUAAAAAUCUCAAGUAUUUGCAGGUCAUUGGACUAAAGUCAGGCGGCACUUUGGUCGAGUGGUUAGCGCGCAGACCUCACAGCUAGGAGACCAGGGUUCAAUUCCACCCUCGGCCAUCUCUGUGUGGAGUUUGCAUGUUCUCCCCGUGCAUGCGUGGGUUUUCUCCGGGUACUCCAGUUUCCUCCCACAUUCCAAAAACAUGCUAGGUUAAUUGCCGUCUCCAAAUUGUCCAUAGGUAUGAACGUGAGUGUGAAUGGUUGUUUGUCUAUAUGUGCCCCGCGACCCUCGUGAGGAAAAGCGGUAUAAAAUGAAUGAAUGAAUGGACUAAAGUCCGAGUCGAGUCGAAAUUCACCAAAAUUGUGACUUCAGUCCACACCUGUUUCUUGAAUGGACUAUCUAUCCACGUGCAAAAACAACGGAAGUACUGAAUGCAGCAUUUCGCUCUGGCUUCACUUGACACCAAGCUGCUAAUAGACUUGUUUGCCUCAUCUGCUUGACUACAACCUGACGCCACGUCAUGUUACACACAGCAAUAGUCCGGUGUCGUGGGUGGGCGGGAUUGUGUUCCAGCCGUUCCCAAUGCGUGUAAUCACAUAAACGAUGACAGUGAGGCAAAGCAGCCAUGAAAACGCAUGAUACAAAGCCUCAUAACCUGCUCUUGUUGUUGUGCGUGUGCUUGCAGCGUGUGCCAAGCUGAUGCUUAUGUUUCCUGCACUGAGAGAUGAAGAUAAGGAUACGGCUUAGAUUUUUUAUUUUUUUUUUACACAGGCAGUGGGAGUGAGCAGCUGUGUGCAUGUCUGCAUGGGUGUUUUGUGAGGGAGAGAGAGCUGCAUAUCUUUUCUGACACAUAGUUUGCUCUGGGGGGCUUUCCUUGACUCUGUCACAUGCUACACGUGAGCAGCCGGGGUCGGGGCAAAGCAUUAUGCAAGAGGCGUUCCCUCUCCCUCACUCUCUUUUAUAAUGUAUACUCAUCCCACAAGGUGCUGGUUAUGUCGUAGCCUGUCUUCCUCUGCUUCAUGAUGGAUGCAUAAUGGGCAGGCUGGGAUAUGGCUGCCACUGAUGCAGAACACCACCUGCUGUUAUGUGGGAAACUGCAAAUACAGUAUUACAAAUACUAUAUAGAAAGGGUAUGGUUCAGUAUGUGAGAAGCAUGAAAAGAUGUUUGCCUUGUGAGUAUUUUAUAUGGCAGAUGAUCUCUACUGGGUUAUGAUUCAUGUUUUGCUGGAUAGAUAGCACAUUCUGCACACAUGUUUUUAGUACUUAUUCCCCCACCAAUACAGUAAUAGAAGAGACAAAGUUACAUAUCAGUAUAUGUACAGGUGAUAAUAUGAUGUGGGAAAUGAAUGACAUUUACAAUUGUUUGGU
Molecule: messenger RNA, 4361 nt
Organism: Doryrhamphus excisus (bluestripe pipefish)
Lineage: Eukaryota; Metazoa; Chordata; Actinopteri; Syngnathiformes; Syngnathidae
Gene: srd5a1
Product: steroid-5-alpha-reductase, alpha polypeptide 1 (3-oxo-5 alpha-steroid delta 4-dehydrogenase alpha 1)
Biological process (GO): steroid biosynthetic process
Cellular component (GO): membrane
Molecular function (GO): 3-oxo-5-alpha-steroid 4-dehydrogenase activity
Source: RefSeq, a predicted model, not a curated record